This is a messenger RNA of Trichomonas vaginalis G3, 504 nucleotides long. RefSeq names its product KilA, N-terminal/APSES-type HTH, DNA-binding family. The annotation marks the transcript as partial. The transcript has a single exon. The record is from RefSeq and is a predicted model, not a curated record. NCBI's taxonomy places the organism in Eukaryota, Parabasalia, Trichomonadida, Trichomonadidae.
GCUGUUGCAAUGUGGGCUUCGCCUCGUUAUGCUUGGUAUAUUUACAGACUUCUUGACGAAAUUCAUAGACAAGAACGUGAAGAGAUGGAAAAGAAACUUCAAGCAAAAAAUGAAGUCAUUGAAGCAAAAGACAAAAGCAUUCAGAAAAGAAUACCACGUUCGGUACCAAAAGGUAAGGAAAAGAACUAUAAGUAUAUGAUUUAUACUGAAGAGAUGGAAAAUGAAGAAGAUAAAGAUAUGGUUAUGUUGCAUUUAGUCAGAAGAAACAACAAAAGCUUUUACGACCUUGCUAAGAUUUACAAAUCUGACAGAAAUUGGUUCUAUCGCGAAAACUUACCGAUUUCAAUGACACCGAAUGAAGAUGUGAAACAAAUAGUUCAAGAUACGUUACCUCAAACACACUAUGAUAUGAAAGGUUGUACAAUACUUACAUUCAAAGAAGAUUUGCCAUUGUUAAAGGAAAAAAUAACAGAGUAUUUUGACAACUUCAAACAAUCAGAGUAA